This is a messenger RNA of Dioszegia hungarica, 717 nucleotides long. RefSeq names its product putative nucleolar protein family A member 2. Gene Ontology annotation, cellular component: box H/ACA snoRNP complex; nucleolus. Gene Ontology annotation, molecular function: box H/ACA snoRNA binding. NCBI's taxonomy places the organism in Eukaryota, Fungi, Basidiomycota, Tremellomycetes, Tremellales, Bulleribasidiaceae. Gene Ontology annotation, biological process: rRNA pseudouridine synthesis; snRNA pseudouridine synthesis. The transcript is spliced from 4 exons. The record is from RefSeq and is a predicted model, not a curated record. Bases 1 to 717 code for a protein of 238 amino acids.
AUGUCAGCCGCCGACACACCCAAAAAGGAGAAGAAGGACAAGAAGAGAAAGUCCCUUGCGGCCGCAGGAGACGAAGCGGUUGCGCCAAUUGCCGUAGCCCCGCCCGCGGGUUCGGCGAGCGCGGAGGCGGUAGCGAUGGAGGUGGAUGGGGAGGAGACGACAGCAAAGAAGGCCAAGAAGGAGAAGAAGGACAAGUCGAGGAAGAGCGUUGGCGGUGAGGCGGCGGAAGGGGAUGAAAAGCCCGAAUUCUACGUCCCAGCAGACGCCAUCUCCCCUAUCGCCCACCCCCUCGCCCCCCGCAAACUCCAAAAGAAGCUCUUCAGGACAGUGAAAAAGGCCUCCAAGGCCCGCCAGCUCAAGCGGGGCGUCAAGGAGGUCGUCAAGGCACUCAGGAAGGGGGAGAAGGGGCUGUUGUUGCUCGCGAGCAACAUCACACCCGUGGACGUGAUUAGCCAUAUGCCGCUCAUGGCGGAGGAGGCGGCGGGUGUGGAGUAUUGCUGGGUGUUGAGCAAGGAGGAGCUUGGGGCUGCGUCAGGAACGAAGCGAGCGACAUCUUGCGUCUUGAUAUCACCUAACCCCGCCAAGCGCGCGACACCAAAAGACGGAGCUGCGCCUACACGCGCUGCACCAUCAGCAGAGGAUCUAGCGGACCUCAAAGAGGCGCUCGAGGAAUGUAUGAAGGAGGUCUCGAAGCUCGACACCGAGGUCAAGAUCUAG